Molecule: messenger RNA, 2988 nt
Organism: Penicillium cosmopolitanum
Lineage: Eukaryota; Fungi; Ascomycota; Eurotiomycetes; Eurotiales; Aspergillaceae
Product: FUSC family protein
Exons: 5
Coding region: 1-2988 (995 amino acids)
Source: RefSeq, a predicted model, not a curated record
AUGCCGAUAUCGAACCUGCAUGAAGGGGAACCUAUCAAUAUGCACCUUGGCGAUCACGAUCAACAGAAUGAGUUUCAGCCUUUUCUUAUGAGUGAAGAAUCUGGCCCACGAGAGCGGCUUCCCCGGCGACUUCUAGGGCAACUUUCAAGGUCGUGGCGCAAGGCACAGGCGUUGAUCACCUCUGAGCAUGGCGUCAGUAUCUUCAAGUGCAGCCUUGCGUAUUUACUCGCAUCUCUAGCGGUUUUUAUUCCAUUUAUUGGGAAACUUCUGGGUCAGCAAUAUGGCAAACAUCUAGUAGCGACCAUCACCAUUUACUUCCACCCGGCAAGAUCGCAGGGCAGCAUGUACAGGGCGCUGAUAUGCGCCUCCGUCGCAUUUCUUUUUGCGACGUUUCUGUCAUUGUCUAGCAUGUGGGUGACCAUUGUCUUCCAUAGAAAGCAUGACUUGAUUGAAAUAGGUCAUGCUGUGGUUCUGGUCGUCUUCGUCCUGGGUGGUUUCGGGUUUAUUGGAUGGAUCAAACAGAGACUCCAAGACCCGCUCGUCAAUGUUGCAUGCUCUUUGGCUUCUUUGGCCUCGAUUCUGGUCAUUACCAAAGAAGGUGCUAUACAAACAGGUGAUCUUUCCUUCACAAAAAUCUCCCAGAUACUCAGGAUGCUGCUUUUGGGUAUUGGAGUCUCAACGGCCGUAUCUUUCUCGAUAAUGCCCGUUUCUGCCCGGAAUAAAUUUCGUGGAGACUUUUCUACCUUGAUGGGUACAACCUCAAUGAUGUUGAUGACUCUUACGGAGAGCUUUCUCCGAGGUACAGACCGGGAACUCAAAACAGCCGACUUCCUCCAUCUCUCUUCACACCAUGACAAAACCUUUGGCCACUUGAAGCAGCUACUAAGCGAGACAAAGCUCGAGCACUAUGUCGCUGGGACGAAUCGAGAGUAUUCUCUUGAGGAAGAACUUGUGCAAUUAAUGCAAGAUAUUACCCACGGCCUAGGGGGUCUGCGCAGUGUACUGGCCUUGCAGUCUGAAUUGCUUGCACCAACUAAAUGUACAGAACUUCCACAGCCUUCAAGAAUGAAAGGCCAGCUUUCUACCCCUCCUCUAUCUGAAAAUUCGAGAUUGACGAGCGAGUCAAGUGUCGGCUCGCCAACAUACACACAAGAUGUCGACAAUGAAUCGUCAAGUUCGGCUUCACAAACUAGACAACAGUCCUCUUCGAUUCAAUCUCCCGCUGAAAUCUUUCAGCAACUAACAUCUCGUCUCGAGAUCUCUAUCCUAUCGCUUGCUGUUGCCCUGAAAGAAACAUUUGAAGAAGCUUCUUUCGGAUCUGCACCCGACCGCCGUCUUUCAAUAAGCGAGGGAGUGAUUUCCCGCAUCAAUGAAGCAAUAGACUUAUAUGAAGAAUCUCGGCGUGCUGCGUUUCAUUCGCUUCGACGAGAUUGGCAGAUGAUAUCUCCAGCUCAGGUAGACAAAGCGAGCCUUGAAGAAAUCUUCGCUAAUUGCGAAUAUUUCUCCGUUGGUUUACUCAAGCUGAGCGAGCAGCUGCGAUCCCUUUUAUUGGUGUUGGAGGAUCUGCAGCUUGAGGUUGAUGAAAGACCUGCCGGGAAGUCUUGGAGCUGGCUCCGUCUUCCAUGGUGGCCGACUCGUCGGAAUGAAGACGUGCGAGGUUCAGGUGAAGCGCCUUUGUCGGGACGCCACCGUGCGGUCGACACCCGAAGCUCUUUACAGCCGCUCAAUAUCCGUGGUCGGCCGCAAGACCCAUACCGAGGACGAACACAUCACCAAGGAGGGAGGAAGGAUCCUGUGAGAGUGUUUGAUUUCCUGCGAAAGGAUGAGAUCAAGUUUGCUCUAAAAGUAGGCAUUGGAGCGGCGCUUUAUGCCCUGCCUUCCUUCAUAUCCGUGACCAGACCACUUUAUAUAUCAUGGAGGGGAGAAUGGGGUCUCAUCUCGUACAUGUUGGUAUGCUCCAUGACCAUCGGGGCGUCAAAUACCGCCGGUUUUGCUCGCUUCCUCGGUACAUGUCUCGGGGGCCUUGGUUCGCUGGGUGCUUGGUACCUCGCAGGAGGUGAUGCUUUUAAGCUCAUACUUACGGGCCUUGUCAUGGGGAUUGGACCCUUCUACUUGAUUAUUGUCAAGGGGCAAGGGCCUAUGGGCCGAUUCAUCCUACUAACCUACAACCUCUCUGUGCUUUACGCUUACUCACAGUCGCAAAUUGAUACUGAUGAUGGGGCCGAACAUCUCGAUAUCACUUCGAUCGUUCUCCGCCGAGUCGUCUCCGUCAUUGCUGGCAAUGUUUGGGGCAUCAUAAUUACGCGAGGAAUAUGGCCCAUUCGCGCACGAACAAAACUUGAUGAAACCCUGCAAUCGCUGUGGCUCAGGUUGGCAUUCAUUUGGGAAUCAGACCCGUUGAAUACCAUAUCCAGGGAUGGGGCAAACAUGCCUAUUCUUUAUAUGAACGAUCAUGACAAAGCCGAGGUUGAACACCUUCUCUCUCGGCUUGACCCCAUGCAAGCAUCCGCGCGUUCUGAAAUCGAAUUGAAAGAGCCGUUUCCAGAUUCUGCAUACGGUAGCGUGAUUCGCCGAACAAGAGAUAUUGUGGACAACUUUCAUUCCAUGGACCUGAUUCUCUCUGGACUGGGUGUACCUUCAGAAGGGCAGCUUUCGCUUCUGCAACACACUACCACUGCUAGACAGAGAAUGUCUGAUUGCAUCGCCAAUUUACUUACAACUAUAGCAGCGGCUGUUGAGGUUGGACAUACCUUCAGCGAUUUUCCUACGAAUGUUGACCGUCCCCGUGAUGAACUUCUGGCACAUAUAUCUCGAUAUCGUCAAGAUAAACGCGUGUCUGUCACGACAAAUGAUGAAGACUAUGUCUUGCUUUACGCUUAUAUCAUUAUGAGCCGCCAGUUGUCGAAUGAGGUGAUUCAAAUCACCACGGAGCUGGCUCACAUCUUCCCGGCCCCGGAAGGAGAUCUAAUUGGUGCCUUGCGAGUUUGA